Triticum turgidum subsp. durum (durum wheat) is the source of this 585-nucleotide messenger RNA. The record is from the annotation of a GenBank genome assembly. NCBI's taxonomy places the organism in Eukaryota, Viridiplantae, Streptophyta, Magnoliopsida, Poales, Poaceae.
AUGGCUGAGAUCAUGUGCAACCCUCGGGUCAUGACUAAGCUACAAGCCGAGGUGAGAAACAACACACCGAAGGGGCAAGAUAUGGUCGAGGAAGAGAACUUAGCCAACAUGACAUAUUUGAAGGCCGUGGUGAAGGAAACGCUUAGGCUGCACCCGCCGCUACCGCUCCUCAUCCCUCAUCUUUCCAUGGUAGCGAGCCAAGUCGACGUCGCUGGAUACACGGUCCCUUCUGGAGCAUGGGUCAUGGUGAACACAUGGGCUAUCAACAGAGACUCUGAGUGGUGGGAGAAGCCAGAAGAGUUCCUACCGGAAAGGUUCAUAGAGGGUGGUAGUGCCUCGGCGGUGGACUUGAGGGGGAAUGACUCUCAGUUUUUGCCGUUUGGAGCUGGUAGGAGGAUCUGCCCUGGUAUCAACUUCGGGCUGGCGACCAUCGGGCUCAUGCUGGCAAACCUUGUGUACUGUCAUGACUGGGAGCUGUCGCCCGACAUAGGCAAGAAGGGUAUUGACAUGACCGAAGUGUUUCGCCUAAGCGUCCGACGGAAGGAGAAACUGAUGCUUGUUCCCAAGAACCACUCAAGUGUGUGA